This is a messenger RNA of Mustela lutreola (European mink), 7847 nucleotides long. RefSeq names its product ADP ribosylation factor like GTPase 9 (gene ARL9). The coding region runs from base 393 to 1223 and encodes 276 amino acids. The transcript is spliced from 4 exons. The record is from RefSeq and is a predicted model, not a curated record. Gene Ontology annotation, molecular function: GTP binding; GTPase activity. NCBI's taxonomy places the organism in Eukaryota, Metazoa, Chordata, Mammalia, Carnivora, Mustelidae.
GGAAUCGGGGGCAUUGUGCGACCUCCUGGGUCGCCUGGGGCGAUUUUCCUACCCUGAAGAUAAGUCCCACGGGCCUCUCCCAACUCUCGAAGCUGGGCCUCCCCACCUCCCUAUGUUCAACGCUCCCUCUGGCUCUCCCCCUCUAUCCUCUCCCCCGCCCCGGGUUCGGCGAAUCCGCGGCGCCGCAGACCCCCGCUAGUGGGCGUCAGAUGCGCGGCGGCAGCCAGCGCGCCGGGGUACUGGCCUCCGCCGCGCGGUGACCGCGGGUGUUGUCUACGCCGCGUGGACCUACGUCUCCACCUUGCGUCCGCCACGGGGGCCACACCUGCCAGGACCCAGGACACAGGAUCCAGCGCGCGGGCGCGCGGAUAGAGGAAAUUAGGGCGGUGGGGAUGGAGAAGGGAAAGGUGAUGGAGAAGGGGAAGGUGAUGGAGAAGGGGAAGGCGGUGGAGAAGGGGAAGGUGAUAGAGAAGGGGAAGGUGAUAGAGAAGGCGAAGGUGAUAGAGAAGGCGAAGGUGAAUGAUAAGGGGAAGGUGAUGAAGAAGGGGAAGGAGCCAGAGAAAGAGAAAAUUCGGGAAAAAGGAAAAGAAGAGAAAAAGACGGAGGUGGAGAAGGAGAAAAUUAAGGGGAAAGAGAAAGGAAAGGAGGAGAAGAGUAACUGUAAGGAGGAGGAGAAGAGGAAAGAGCGCGAGACCGAGAAAGAGAAGGAACAGCUCAAGGGAAAAGAAGAGAAAGAGAAGAAGGACAACAGCGCCUUGACAAAGCCCCCGCUGGAGCCGCCGGAGAAAAAUAAGCAGAUCCUUGUGUUGGGCCUGGAUGGAGCAGGAAAGACCAGCGUUCUGCACUCUCUAGCUUUAAACAGAGUCCAGCACAGCGUGGCACCCACCCAAGGUUUCAAUGCAGUAUGCAUCAACACCGAGGAUAGCCAGAUGGAGUUUCUGGAGAUUGGUGGCAGUGAACCUUUCCGUUCCUAUUGGGAAAUGUACCUAUCCAGAGGAUUGCUGCUGAUCUUUGUGGUGGAUUCAGCUGAUCACAACAGAUUACCUGAAGCCAAGAAACACCUUCAUCAAUUAAUUGAAACAAACCCAAUCCUUCCUCUGGUUGUGUUUGCAAACAAACAGAGACAGAGAGCAAGUGAGAGAGAGGGGAGGGGCAGAAGGAGAGGCAGAAAAAGAAUCUCAAGCAAGCUCCAUGCCCGGUGCAGAACCCAACAUGGGGCUUGAUCCCACGACCCCAAGAUCAUGACCUGAGUGGACGUGAAGAGUUGGUCACUCUACUGACUGAGCUACCCAGGCACCCCUGUGAAUUUUCUUUUAAUAUCUCUUCCCAAAUUUCUAUUAGGUUGUUUAUCUUUUCUUAUUUGAGUUGUAGAAAUCUUUCCUAUCUUUCAGAAAAAUAAUCCUUUAUUACUUGUAGGCAUUCUGUGUGUCUUCCUCAGCAACUUGUUGACUAUUAUUUUACUUUGCUUAUGGUUAUCUUCUUUAUACAUAGCUUUCCAUUUGUUUUUUUAAAUGACAUUUUAAAAAAUGUAUUUUCAUUCCAGUGAACAUAGAGCAAUAGAUAUUACUUUCAGGUGUAUGAUGCGGUAAUUCAGUAGUUUCAAAUAUUACUCAGUGUGCAUCAAGGUAGGUAUAAUCUUAAUUGUCUUCACCUAUUUCACCCAGCCCCCCACUCACCUCCUGUCUGGAAACUGUUCUCUAUAGUUAAGAGUAUGUUUUUUGGGGUGUCUCUUUUUCUUUCCUUUGUUUCUCUUGUAUCUUAAAUUUCAUAUAUUUUUCUUUCUCUCACUGGCUUAUUUCACUUAGCAUUGUACUCUGUAGAUCCAUCCAUGUUGUUGCAAAUGGCAAGAUCUCCUUCUUUUUUAUGGCUGAGUAAUAUUCCUCUGUGUGUGUGUGCGUGUGUGUGUGUGUGUGUGUGUGUUACAUCUUGUUUAGCCAUCUAUUGAUGGAUACUUGGAUUGCUUCCAUACUUUGACAGUUGUAAAUUAUGCUUCAGUAUACAUAGGGGUGCGUAUAUCCCUUUGAAUUAGUGUUUCCUUAUUCUUUGGGUAUUCCAGUAGUGUGAUUACUGGAUUAUAGGGUAGUUCUAUUUUCUUAUUUAAAGUAAACUCUAUACCCAGUGUGGGGCUCAAACUCAUGACUUUGAGCUCAAGGGUCAUUUGCUCUACUGACUGAGCCAGCCAGGCAUCCCAGGAUAGUUCUAUUUUUACUCCUUUUUUUUUUUUAAAGGUUUUUAAAUUAUUUAUUUGACAAGAUCACAAGUAGGCAGAGAGAAGGAGGAAGCAGGCUCCCUGCUGAGCAAAGAGUCCGAUGUGGAGCUCAAUCCCAGGACCCUGGGAUCAUGACCCGAGCCAAAGGCAGAGGUUUUAACCCACUGAGCCACCCAGGUGUCCCUAUUUUUACUCUUUUGAGGAACUCCAUACUAUUUUCCACAAUGGCUGCACCAGUUUAUAUUCCCACCAACAGUGCAUGAGGCUUCUUUCUUUCCCCAUUCUUGCCAAUACUUGUUAUUUCUUGUGGUUUUGACUUUAGCCAUUCUGAAAGGUGUGAGGUGAUAACUCAUUGUGGUUUUGAUUUGCAUUUCUCUGAUGAUGAGUGAAUGUGUUGAGAGCAUCUUUUCAUGUGUCUCUUGGCCAUUUGUAUGUCUUUUUUAGAAAACAUUCGUUAAUGUCUUCUGUCCAUUUUUUAAUUGGAUUAUUCGUUUUUUUGUGUUUUAAGUUGUGUAAGUUCUUUAUAUAUUUUGGAUACUAAUUCUUUAUGGGAUAUGUCAUUUGUGAAUAUCUUCUUCCAUUCAGUAGGUUAUCUUUUAAUUUUGUUGUGUGUUGUUUUUGCUGUGGAGGAGCUUUCUAUUUUUGUGUAGUUCCAAUAAUUUAUUUUUGCUUUUGUUUGCCUUACCUUGGCAGAUGUAUCUAGAAAGAUCUUUCUAUGGCCAGUUUCAGAGUAAGUGCUGCCUGUGCUAUCUUCUAGGAUUUUUAUGGUUUCAGGUCUCACAUUUAGGUCCUUAAUCCAUUUUUAGUUGGCUUUUGUGUAUUGUAUAAGAAAAUGGUCCAGUUUCAUUCUUUUGCAUGUUGCUCUCUAGUUUUCCCAACACUAUUUGUUUUUCCCAUUGCAUAUUCUUGCCUCCUUUAUCCUAGAUUAAUUGAUCAUGUAAUCUUGAGUUUAUUUCUGGGCUUUGUACUCUGUUCUGUUGAUCUGUGUCUGUUUUUGUGCCAGUACCAUACUGUUUUGAUUACUACAGCUUUGUAGUAUAACUUUAAGUCUAGAAUUGUGCUACCUCCAGUUUUAUCUUUUUCAAGAUUGCUUUGGCUUUUGGGGGGUCUUGUAGUUCAAUACAAAUUCUAUAAUUGUUCUAGUUCUGUGGAAAAUGCUGUUGGUAUUUGGUAGCUAUCGCAUUAAAUCUGUAUACCGCUUUGGGUUGUAUAGAUAUUUUAACAAUAUUUGUUCUUCUAAUCCAUGAGCAUGUGAUGUCUUUCCAUUUCUUUGUAUUGUCUUCAGUUUCUUUCAACAAAGUUUUAUACUUUUCAGAAUACAGGUCUUUUGGCUCCUUGGUUAGGUUUAUUCUUGGGUAUUUUAUUAUUUUUGGUGCAGUUAUAAAUGAGAUAUUUUCCCCCUUAAUUUCUCUUUCUGCUCCUUCAUUAUUAAUGUAUAGAAAUGCAAAGAUUUCUGUACAUUGAUUUUGUAUCUUGCAACUUUGCUGAAUUCAUUUAUCAGUUGUAAUAGUUUUUUGGUGGAGUCUUCAGGGUUUUCUAUAGUGUCAUGACAUCUGCAAAUACUGGAAGUUUGACUUCUUGCUUACUCAUUUGGAUGCCUUUAUUUCUUUUUCUUGGCUGAUUGCUGUGGCUAGGACGUCCAGUACUAUGUUGAAUAAAAGUGGUGAGAGUGGACAUCCUUGUGUUGUUCCUUACCUUAGGGAAGAACUCUCAGUUUUCCCCCAUUAAGUAUGAUGUUAGCUGUGGGUUUUUUAUAUAUGGCCUUUAUUAUGCUGAAGUAUGUUCUCUCUAAACCUACUUUGUGGAGGGUUUUUAUCAUGAAAGGAUUAAUUACCUUGUCAAAUAUUUUUCUGCAACUGUUGAAAUGAUCAUAUGGUUUUUAUCCUUUCUUUUAUCGAUGUGAUGUAUCAUGUUGCUUGAUUUGCAAUUAUUGAACCACUCUAGCAUCCCUGGAAUAAAUCCCACUUGAUCGUGAUGAAUGUUUUUUUAAUGUAUUGUUGGAUUUGGUUUGCUAAUAUUUUGUUGAGAAUCUUUGCAUCUACGUUCAUCAGAAGUAUUGGCUUGUAGUGCUCUUUUUUUGUGGUGUCUUUCUCUGGUUAUGGUAUCAGUGUAAUGCUGGUCUCAUAGAAUGAAUCUGGAAGAUUUCCUUCCUCUUUUUUGAAAUAUUUUGAGAAGAAUAGGUAUUAACUCUUCUUUAAAUAUUUGGUAGAAUUCAUUUGUAAAGCCAUGUGGUGUGGACUUAUGUUUGUUGGGAAUUUUUUGAUUACUAAUUCAACUUUGUUGCUGGUAAUUGGUCUGUUCAAAUUUUAUUUCCUCCUAAUUCAGUUUUGUCAGGUCAUAUGUUUCUAGGAAUUUAUUUAUUUAUUUUUUUAGUAUCCAUGUCAUUUACUUCUGCGCCAAUCUUUAUUAUUUCCUUCCUUCUGCUAGUUUGUGGUUUUGUUUGUUCUUCUUUUUGUAGCACCUGAAUGUGUAUGGGUAGGUUGUUUAUCUGAGAUUUUUCUUGCUUUUUGAGGUAGGCUUGUUUUGCUAUAAACUUCCCUCUUAGAACUGCCUUUGCUAUGUCCCAAAGAUUUUGUACCUUGUAUUUCCAUUUUCGUCUUUCUUCAUGUAAUUUUUGAUUUCUUGGUUGACCCACUCAUUGUUUAGGAGCAUGUUAUUCAGCCUCCAUCUAUUUGUGUUCUUUCCAGAUUUUUCUUGUGAUUGAUAACUAGUGUCAUAACAUUGUGAUCAGGAAAGAAUGCAUGGUAAGUGAGUGAAAGAGAGAGAAAGAGUGCAUUCAGUGAGUUGGGGGGAGGGGCAGAGGGAGAAACAGACUCCUGCUGAGCAGGGAGCCAGGCUUGGGGCUGGCUCCCUGGGACUCCAGGAUCAUGACCUGAGCCAAAGGCUGAUGUUUAACUGACUGAGCCAUACAGGCACCCCUUCCUCCUCCUUCUCCUUCUCCUUCUCCUCUUCCUCCUCCACCUCCUUCUCCUUCUUCUUCUAAAGUAAACUUUACAUCCAAUGUGGGGCUCCAACUUAUGACCCUGUGAUGAAGAGCUCCAUGCUCUACUUACUGACUGACCUACCCAGGCACCCUAUCCAUAAUGUGCUUUUAUGACUACAAGGAACCCUCUUUUUAAUCCAACAUUUUCCUCAUAUUUUCUUCCUCUCCAAUUCCAUCAUUAAUUUAUUACCUUGAGACAUUGCACACAGGUUUACUGGAUCUAUUUUAACACUGUUCAAAUGUCACUACAGGCUCUAAGAAUAAGUAAAUUCUGAUCUCAGACAGGCAAUAUAUUGGGAUGACCAAUAUCUAGAAAUGUAAUCAACUGCAACCAGAUGCCACCAGAAACAUUUUUCUAGAUAUGUCUCCUGAGGCAAGGGAAAUAAAAGCAAAAAUAAACUGUUGGGACUACAUUAAAAUAAAAAGCUUCUGCACACCAAAGGAAUCCAUCAACAAAACAAAAAGGCAAGGGGCACCUGGGUGGUUCAGUGGGUUAAGCAGUUAAGUGGCUGCCUUUGGCUCAGGCCUUGAUCCUAGGUCCAGUUUUGGAAUGGAGCCCCACGUUGGCUUCCUGCUCAGUGGGGAGCCUACUUCUUCUCCUCUGCUGCUUCCCCUUGCUCGUGGUCUCUCUAUCUCUCUCUCAAAUAAACAAGUAAAAUCUUUUUAAAAAGGGAAAUACUGGGACACCUGGGUGGUUCAGUCAGUUAAAAGUGGCUACCUUCAGCUCAGGUCAUAAUCCUGGGGUCCUGGGAUUGAGUCCCACAUCAGGCUCCUUGCUCAGUGGGGAGCCUGCUUCUCCCUCUCCCUCUGCCCCUGCUCAUGUGCACUGUCUCUCACUCUCUCCCUCCCUCUCCCUCUGUCAAAUAAAUAAAUAAAAUUUAAAAAAAAAUAAAUAAUAAAGAAGGCAAAUACUAACUGGGAAUAAAUAUUUGCAAAUGAUGUAUCUGAUAAGGACUUAAUAUGCAAGAUAUGUAGAGAACUUACCCAACUCAAUAUUCAAAAAGCAAAUAACCCAAUUAAAAAAUAUGUAGGAGAUACAAUGAACAGACAUUUCUCCAAAGAAGAUAUACAGAUGUUCAACAGACACAUGAGAAAGAUGCCCAACACCAUUAAUCAUCAGAAAAAUGUAAAUUGAAACCACAAUGAGAUAUCACUUUAUACCUGUCAGAAUGGCUAGAAUCAAAAAGACAAGAAAUAGCAAGUGUUGUUAAGGAUGUGAAAAAAGGACUUCUGUCCAUUGUUGACAAGAAAGUAAAUUGGUACAGGCACUGUGGAAAACAGGAUUAUGGGUCCUCACAAAAUUGAAAACAGAAAUACCAUUAUGAUCCAAUAAUUCCACUACUGAGUAUUUACCCCCCAAAAAACUUAAAUACCAUUUCAAAAAGGUAUAUGCAUCUCUGUGUUUAUUGGAGCAUCAUUUACAGUAGGUAAGAUAAGGAAGUAACUCAAGUGUCCAUCAACAGGUAAAUGGAUAAAGAAGAUGUAGCAUAUAUACACAUACUGGAGCAUUACUCACCAUAAAAAGAAUGAGAUCUUGCCAUUUGUGAGAAUAGGGGUGGACCUAGAGAUUAUUAUGCUAAGUGAAAUGAGAAAAAUACCAUAUGCUUUCACUUAUAUGUGGAAUCUAGACAACAAAGGAACAAACAAAACAAGAAGGAGAAAUAGACCAAUAAGUACAGAGAACAAAUUGGUGGGUGCCGGGGGAAAAGCGGUAGGGGGAUGGGCAAAAAGGAGUGAAAGUGGGGAGCACCUGGGUGGCUCAGUGGAUUGGGCCUCUGCCCUUGGCUCAGGUCAUGAUCUCGGGGUCCUGGGAUUGAGCCCCACAUUGAGCUCUCUGCUCAGCAGGUAGCCUGGUUCUCCCUCUCUCUGCCUGUCUCUCUACCUACUUGUGAUCUCUCUGUCAAACAAAUAAAAAUUUAAAAAAAAAAAAAAAAGGAGUGAAAGAGAAUGGGAGGUACAGGCUUCCAGUUAUGGAAUAAAUAGGUCACUGAGAUGAAAGGUACAGCAUAUACAAUGGCAUAUGCUGAAUAUAGUCAGUGGAAUCAUAAUAGCAUUGUAUGGUGAGGGAUGGUAACUACAAUUACGGUGAACGUAGAAUAACAUACGGGGUUGUCAAAUUAUUAUGUUGUACACCGAAAACUAAUGUAACUGUGUGUCAACUAUACUUCAAUAAAAAAAUUGAUCCUAUUGAAAAUGAUUUGGAUAAAUAAAAAAGAAAUGGAAAAAAAUAGGAGCAUAUUGACUACAGUGUUUGGAAAAUUGAUUAAAGUAUUAGAAUGGUUUAACUUCAUUCCAGAAAUUCUUUCUUGAUGAUAGCUCAUAACUGCUGAUACAAUUCUGCUGCCCUUUAUUUUUCUCUCUCUCAUUUUUUUGGUAAGUAAUCUCUAUACCCAAUAGGGGGCUCACACUCAAAACCCCAAGAUCAGAAGUUGCAUGCUCUACCAACUAAGCCAGAUAGAUGCCCCACUGUUGGUAUAAUUCUGAUUAAAAUAUUUAUAUUCAGACAACCACUGGGAUCAUAAUAAUGGGGUAACAAUAUCCUUUACAUUAAAAUGAAGGUGAGAUCAUUGAGAGCAAUAAAUGAGAAUAAUAAAUGUAUCUAUCCAAAAGGAUUGCAAAAUAACCAGCUCUUUCCUAUGCUUUUUCUAUUCUGGG